AACAAAUUAUAUAAUGGUUUUUUUUUGGGGGGAGAUUAGUAAAGAAAAUUUUGGAGAGUGUUCAUGAGUGUCUUAUGCUUGAUUCAUAUUCAUCCAUCUUCGUGCUAGUAAAAGCAACGGCCGUGAUUGUUGGUAGCUUUGAAUGCAAUUCACGGUCCCGUUUAGAUCUCACAAGCUUCUCUUUCUUCAAAAAUGAGCUCAAAGAAUCAGAAUAAACCUCCCUUUCAUCAUAACACUACCAGUCCCUCAACUACUUCCACUACAACCCCAAGCACUUCAAAAAAUAAAUGCAUUGCUGCUGAAGUGAGUGAAGAGAAGGGGCAAAAGCUUGGAUUUCAAAAAAUGAUUGGCACUCCAAAUAAUGGUAGGCUCCGGCUAGCUUUUUCUCUUGUAAAUGGCUCCCAAGAUCUUGGCCCCGAUAGCACGCCGGUGAGCCAUGCCGGUUCUGAAUGCGGUGCCAUUGAGUUCACUAGAGAGGAUGUGGAGGCAUUAGUGAGUGAGAAAAUGAAAUCCAAGAACAAGUUUAACUAUAAGGAGAGAUGUGAGAAUAUGAUGGAGUAUAUAAAGAGGCUUAGGCUUUGCAUUAGAUGGUUCCAAGAACUUGAAGGAGAAUAUGCAUUUGAACAAGAGAAAUUAAGGAGUGCUUUGGAAUUAACUGAAAGAAGAUGCUAUGAAAUGGAGAUGGCUCUGAAAAACAAGGAUGAAGAAAUGAAUUUGAUAAUUUUGGAGCUAAGAAAUAGCUUGGCUUCUUUACAAGAGCAGCUCGUGAAAGAAGAAUCUGAGAAGAAGGCUGCAAUGGAUUCUCUUGUAAAAGAAAAAGAAGCUCGGGAUAGUAUUGAAAGGUCAAAGGCUUCUCUCUCCGAAGAGCUUGAUAAAGUUCGAGCUGAGCUUGAUAGUGCUAAUCAAAGGAUAGAAUCGAUAAAUGAUAUGUACAAGCUACUACAAGAAUACAACUCGAGUUUACAGAUAUAUAACAGUAAACUCCAGACGGAUGUCACCGCUGCUCAUGAAACCAUUAAGCGCGGUGAGAAAGAGAGAUUGGCUGCUGUGGAAAAUCUUCAUAACUUAAGGGGUGAACAUAAAUCGUUGCAAGAUCAACUCACUUCAUCUAUAGCUUCACAAGAUGGGGUUAUGAAGCAAAAAGAUGCUUUGCUGAACGAAGUUGCAUGUCUUAGAAUGGAGCUACACCAGAUUAAGGACGAUCGUGACCAAUAUCAACAGCAAGCGCAAAGUCUAGCUGUUGAAGCAUCGAAAUACAAAGAGUUGGCAACCAACUCGAGUGGAUUGGAGGAGAAAUGCUUGUCGCAAGGUAAUCAAAUACAAAUUUUGCACGAUCAAUUAGCGGUUGCAGAGAGGAAAUUACAGAUGUCUGAUACGUUCGCACUUGAGAAAAGAAAGGAGUUUGAAGGACAAAAGGAAAUCAUAGAGGAGUUACAUAAAUGCUUAGAAGAUGCAGAAUUUAAGCUUAUAGAAGGAGAGAAGCUACGAAAGAAGUUGCAUAAUACUAUAUUGGAAUUGAAGGGGAAUAUCCGUGUAUUUUGUCGAGUGCGUCCUCAAUUGGCUGAUGAUAGUUCAAGUAACCAUGGGAAGGUUUUCUCUUAUCCCACAGUAAUGGAAUACCUUGAUCGCAGCAUUGACAUGACACAUAACGGGCAGAAGCAUUCUUUCAUUUUCGAUAAAGUAUUUAUGCCUGAUGUGUCACAAGAGGAAGUUUUUGUCGAAAUCUCACAACUUGUACAAAGUGCUCUUGAUGGUUACAAGGUUUGCAUUUUUGCUUAUGGGCAAACUGGUUCGGGUAAAACCUACACUAUGAUGGGCAAACCGGGACAGCCGGAUGAGAAGGGAUUAAUACCUCGUUCGUUAGAACAAAUAUUUCAAACUAUACAAGCUCUUCAACAUCAAGGCUGGAGAUAUGAAAUGCAGGUCUCAAUGUUAGAAAUAUACAAUGAAACAAUCCGUGAUUUGUUAUCAACAAACCGGGAUUCAUCACGAUUUGAAAAUGGUGUUACUGGAAAGCAAUAUAUGAUUAAACACGAUGCCAAUGGAAACACUCAAGUCUCAGAUCUAACUAUUGUGGAUGUUCAAAGUAGUAGAGAGGUCUCAUUUCUUUUAGACCGAGCUGCACAAAGCAGGUCCGUGGGGAGAACUCAAAUGAAUGAACAAUCAUCGAGAAGUCAUUUUGUCUUCACAAUGCGAAUAACUGGUGUUAAUGAGAGCACUGAACAACAAGUACAAGGUGUCUUGAAUCUAAUCGAUCUUGCUGGAAGUGAACGACUAUCCAAAAGUGGCUCAACAGGGGACCGGUUGAAAGAGACUCAAGCCAUUAAUAAAAGUCUAUCGUCUUUAGCCGAUGUUAUAUUUGCAUUGGCAAAGAAGGAAGAUCAUGUACCAUUUAGGAACUCAAAACUCACUUAUCUUCUUCAGCCUUGUUUAGGUGGGGAUUCAAAGACUCUGAUGUUCGUAAAUCUCUCUCCCGAACCCUCUUCAGCCGGUGAAUCCCUAUGCUCACUGCGUUUCGCAGCUAGGGUCAAUGCUUGUGAGAUUGGGACUCCCCGACGUCAACUCAACAUCCGGACUUCGAAUUCUCGAUUGAGCUAUGGCUGAUCUCAUAUAUGAAAACCACCUUUUUUACAUGGUUCAUUUAGCCAUAUGUAUCUAUAUUGCAUUAGUAGAUUGAGAAAAGAGAGAUUCUAACAUGUACCCAUCUGUAUAGUAGCCAUUGCUCUUGUAUUUUUAGCAAGCAACCCCUUCACUUACCACAUUUAUAUUACUUAUACUGACUUGAUUUCUUCAACAUUUCCACUUGUGGAAUUAAUGCAAUAUUUUAGUUCA
Molecule: messenger RNA, 2832 nt
Organism: Gossypium raimondii (Peruvian cotton)
Lineage: Eukaryota; Viridiplantae; Streptophyta; Magnoliopsida; Malvales; Malvaceae
Product: kinesin-like protein KIN-14N
Exons: 17
Coding region: 193-2604 (803 amino acids)
Biological process (GO): microtubule-based movement
Molecular function (GO): ATP binding; microtubule binding; microtubule motor activity
Source: RefSeq, a predicted model, not a curated record